AGCCCGGGCCAGACCAGUCAGGGGGCGUCGUGAUGCUGCUGCGCCUGCUGCUGGCCUGGGCGGCCGCAGUGCCCACACUGGGCCAGGCCUCCUGGCCCACUGAGCCCCAUGCUACCUGUGGCCCCAACAGCUGCUACGUUCUCUACCCCGAAUCCCGAACCUUCCUAGAAGCCUGGCGGGCCUGCCGUGAACUGGGGGGCAACCUGGCCACACCAAGAACACCCGAGGAGGCCCGGCGUGUGGACAGCCUGCUGGGCGCCGGCCCAAAAGACAAGCUGCUGUGGAUCGGACUGCAGCGACAGGCACGGCAAUGCCAGCUGCAGCGCCCACUUCGUGGCUUUACAUGGACCACGGGAGACCAGGACACAGCUUUCACCAAUUGGGCCCAGCAAGCCAUGGGAGGGUCCUGCAUGGCCCAGCGCUGUGCAGCCCUGGAGGCCAGUUAUGCCCACCGCUGGCAUGAAGGCUCCUGCACACUGCCUAUCGACGGUUACCUGUGCCAGUUUGGCUUCGAGGGCGCCUGCCCAGCGCUGCCGGAUGAGGCCGGCCAGGCCAGCCCUACCGUCUACACCACGCCCUUUCACCUGGUCUCUACAGAAUUCGAGUGGCUGCCCUUCGGCUCUGUGGCUGCUGUGCAGUGCCAGUUUGGCAGGGGAGCCUCUCUGCUCUGCGUGAAGCAGCCUGAAGGAGGUGUGGGCUGGUCCCAGGCGGGGCCCUUGUGCCCGGGGAUGAGCUGUGGCCCGGACAACGGGGGCUGUGAACACGAGUGCAUGGAGGACAUGAAUGGUCAGGUGUCUUGCCACUGCACUGAGGGUUUCCGGUUGGCAGCAGAUGGGCACAGCUGUGAGGACCCGUGUGCCCAGGCCCCAUGUGAACAUCACUGUGAGCCUGGCGGGCCACAAGGGUACAGCUGCCACUGUCUCCUGGGCUUCCGGCCAGCAGAGGAAGAGCCACACCGCUGCGUGGACAUAGAUGAGUGCCAGAUUGCCGGUGUGUGCCAGCAGAUGUGUGUCAACUACGCUGGUGGCUUUGAGUGCUAUUGCAGUGAGGGGCUUGAGCUCCAGGAAGAUGGCAGCAACUGUAUCCCCACAGGUGCUAUGGGUGCCCCGGCUUCCCGGGACCUUGGAGAUGAGUCGGACAAAGGGGAGGAAGAGGAAGAGAAGGCAGAGGAGGUGGAGGAGGUGGUGGAAGAUGUGGAGGCAGCAGAGGGCCCUGAAGGUGGCUUGACAGAGGACACUGGGGUCUUGUCACGAGACUUUGGCCUUUCUUAUAGACCCAGCUUCCCAGGAGAGCGAGAGCUGAGAAGACCCCAUCUGAAGCCCACCUGGCCAGCCCAGCCCAAUGCCCCCAGGGUCCCCUACCACUCUUCAGUGAUCUCCAACACUCAGCCUGUGGUAGUCUCGGCCACGCGCCCCACACUGCUUUCUGUCCGCCAGACUCCUGUUAUCUCUGCUACACACCCACCCCUGAACCCUGCCCACAGAGUCCCUGUGAUCUCUGCACUGCGUCCCACACUGCCUUCUGCUCACCAGAUCCCCCCACAUCCACCCCUGAGCCCUGCCCAUAGACCUCCUGUGAUCUCUGCCAUGCACCCUGCUCUGUCUCCUGACCACCAGAUCCCUAUUAUUUCUGCUACACACCCAUCCCUGGGCCCUGCCCAUCGGCACCCCAUGAUCCCUGCCAUGUACCCUGCUGCGCUUCCUGACUACCAGCCCCCCAUGAUCUCAAACAACUAUCCACAUCUGCCUUCUGCCCACCAGCCCCAACUUAUCUCUGUCGCCCCUCCAGCACAGCCCCCUGCCCACCAGCCCCCUAUUACCUCAGCCAAAUAUCCCCAGUUCUUUCCUACCCACCUAUCUCACAGGUUUCCAGAUCCUCAGGGGGCUGACACCCAGCUUACCACUCACCUGUCUGAAAUUCCAGCUAACCCUGCCCCCCUGGACACCACCCCAAGUGCCCAUCAAGCCCCUCUGUUCAUAGAUGUCACAGGUGUCAGGGCCCAAGCCUCCCAGCAGUCUUUUACCCCAACUGUCCAGCCCACUCUGCCCACUACCUCUGGGUCACCUGGGACCCCUGCCCACCAGACCCCUGUGCCUGCUGCCACCCAGCUCCCAGCCCUCCCUACUCCUUUGCCCCCUCAAAGCCCAGUUAACCAGACUUCACGCAUCAGCCCUACACAUCCCCAUUUCAUAGCUCCCCAACUCCCGAGGGAAGAUGGCCCCACUUCUAAGUUGGUCCCCACAGCAGUUCCAACAGCUCUGGCAGAAGCUGGUCUUGCAGGUCAAAGUCAGAGGGAUGAUCGGUGGUUGCUGGUGGCACUCCUGGUGCCAACAUGUGUCUUCCUGGUGGUCCUGCUUGCACUGGGCAUCGUGUACUGCACCCGCUGUGGCCCCCAUGCGCCCAACAAGCGCAUUACUGACUGCUAUCGCUGGGUCAUCCAUGCUGGGAGUAAAGGCCAAACAGAACCCAUGCCCCCCAGGGGCAGCUUCACAGGGGUACAGACCUGCAGAACCAGUGUGUGACAGGGCAUAGAUGCCCCCUGCGGGUAGGGGGAAGGGACGUGACUGGACACAUGGCUGAGGCUGCACCAGGGACCCAUGGGGGCUGCCCAGCUGGACAGAGGACACACCAAGCCCCCCCCCAGGACCUCAGGGGGUGGGUGCUGGGGUCUUCUCAAAUAAAUGGGGUGCCAACCUCA
Molecule: messenger RNA, 2698 nt
Organism: Cavia porcellus (domestic guinea pig)
Lineage: Eukaryota; Metazoa; Chordata; Mammalia; Rodentia; Caviidae
Gene: Cd248
Product: CD248 molecule
Exons: 1
Coding region: 33-2522 (829 amino acids)
Biological process (GO): cell migration
Cellular component (GO): extracellular matrix; external side of plasma membrane
Molecular function (GO): extracellular matrix protein binding; calcium ion binding; extracellular matrix binding
Source: RefSeq, a predicted model, not a curated record